AAAUGGCCUAAUUUCUUGAAUAUUCAAUUGAUUUCUUAUGCGAAAUGAUAAAGUACGGAAAGCUUUUCUGAACGAUAAACCAAAUUGACUUCUCAAUGGUCGAUCGUCAGAAUAAAGAAUCUCCAAUCGCUUCUCAUAUGUUUUUUAAUUGAUUUGGAUGCAUGGAGCGUUUCUGAGUGUCACCGAGAGGACCCUAUCACAAGAGAAUUUAAAGAGCCUUCCAGGAAGAAAGAUCAUUGGCUACUUAAAGGAAGUUCAAUCCUUGGCGAUGGAGGGUCCUCAGAGGAGCGGAAAAAUCCACAAAAAUUCCCUCACAAACACCUCGGGGAUGGUUUCCUCAGGACGUAAACAGGGGAAGAAAAGACAAGGUGGAAGGACGCGAAAAUGUCUCUGCCUCCCAGUGAACUACAGAGCUGUUGAAUUUCCCGUCGUCUGGUCUGAAUUCCGGGCUAAUGAGCAGUUCUGCGACGGGAUUGUGAAGUGUUCAGGAACAGCUGUUUUUCCGAUUCACCGGGUGAUCCUGUCAGCGGUGAGUCCAUAUUUCACGGCCCUAUUUACCAAUAUCCUUCAGACUCCUGGCAACAGCGAGAAAUCUGAGGUGUCCUUGGACACUGCACCUGGGGAAAUAUUCAGCUUAAUUCUCGAUUACGCUUACACGGGCACUUGCAAUGUCACAGUCGAUAACGUCGAGCAGCUUCUCCCUCUAGCUGAUCACUUGGAAGUCCUGGGAGUUGUUCAGCUGUGCUGUCAGCUACUGCUGAAGGAGCUGAAACCAGAUAAUUGUUUAGGAAUCUACAAAUUCACGAGACAUUACUUCUGUCAUGAGCUCGAGAAGAAGAGUCGAACAUACAUACGCCAUCAUUUCACGGAAAUCCUGAAUGAAAGUUCAGAGUUAUCAGAACUGACGUGGGAAGAUCUCAGAUUAAUUCUCAUCGAUGACGACUUGAAUGUACGGAGUGAGGAGAUCGUGUUCGAAGCGUUGAAGAGGUGGAUUGAAGAGAAUGAGGAGGAGAGGAAGAAAUUCCUUCCAAAUUUAUUGGAGUGUGUACGUCUGGGGCUCAUGAGCAUUCAAUACAUCUCGACUCAAAUUGUCAAUUGGAAGCUUGUCCAGGAGAGUAAGGGCUGCCAAAAGCUCCUGCGAACAACAAACGCCCACCAGGCGGAGUGCCGCUCCCGUCCCAGGAUACCCUACGAAAUUCUCUUUGCAAUAGGUGGUUGGACCGGGGGUUACCCGACCAGCUUCGUCGAGACUUACGACGUCAGAGCAGACAGUUGGUUCGUGGUGAAUACGGACGUGGCGCCGAAGGCAUACCACGGCCUCUGCACCCUGGACAACUUGAUCUACAUGAUCGGUGGAUACGCUGGACACCAGUACUUCAACACAGUCUGCUGUUACGAUCCAAUUCUGAAGAAGUGGCACGAGCGUGCUUGCAUGUAUCACGCCCGUUGUUACGUAAGUGUCUGCACCCACGGUGGAAAAAUUUACGCCCUAGGAGGUUCAAAUGGCCGAGAGAGAAUGAACUCCACGGAGCGUUACACCCCGGAGCGAAAUCAGUGGGAAAUCAUACCUCCGAUGCAUACGAGACGCUCCGACGCCAGUGCAGCUGUUCUCAAGGAGAAAAUUUAUGUUGUCGGGGGUUUCGAUGGGUUCGAGAUAUUCCAAUCAGCCGAGGUAUUCGAUGUCGAGACCAAUCAGUGGACGUACAUCAAGUCCAUGAACAAUCCCAGAUCUGGUGUCUCGUUGAUUGCUCAUAGGAAUUGUAUCUACGCCAUUGGAGGAUACGAUGGGUCUGUUAGGCUCACCUCCGCCGAGCGGUACAACCCCAGUCAAGCGGAUGACUGGCAAGAAGUCGCCGAGAUGAUAAAUCCCAGGAGCAAUUUUGCAUCUGUUGUUCUGGAUGGUAUGAUUUUCGUCAUUGGAGGAUUCGAUGAUUAUACGACGAUUACAUACGUCGAGUGCUAUGAUGCUGAUGCUAAUGAAUGGUACGAUGUCGCUCCAAUGAAUCUCAAUAGAAGUGGUUUUAGUGCCUGUGUCUUAUCGGGACUCAGUAAUGCCAAGGAAUAUUCUUAUCUGAGUAAAAUGAAGAACUGUUGCGAUGCUCUAGGUCAGACGAAUAUCAAAACGUGUGAGAAACCGGAUCAGAGAGGCGGCGGCGAGACCAACAACAGAAGUUUAACUUGCAGUCGAGAACCUGAAGAUCAGCCUGACACUUCGAUUCAGAGUGAACACCCAGGCGAUGGACUCAGAUCACACUGAAGUAUCACAACAGUACACCAUUUUUUUUCAAUGUUCAUCUCUAUUCUUUUAUAAUUCUACGCAAGGCUACGAGGAAGUAGUUCUCCAAAUGUGAAGCUUUUUAUACGAAAAUUUACAUAAUUUCACUAGGUCUAUCAAUUCGAUCAUUUUCUUUUUGGGGAAAAAUUUUAGGAUAUGAUUUAAUUAGGCCGCGAGUACAACGUGAGAGAAUUUUUAACCUAUUGUUUUUUUAAAAGGAUUUGUUGAGAUAAUAUUUUCUAUCUGAGACAUGGAGUAUUUAAAAUUUUUGUGCGCGAGUCGUUUAC
Fopius arisanus is the source of this 2562-nucleotide messenger RNA. Its product is annotated as kelch-like protein 10. The record is from RefSeq and is a predicted model, not a curated record. The transcript has 7 exons. Bases 158 to 2257 code for a protein of 699 amino acids. NCBI's taxonomy places the organism in Eukaryota, Metazoa, Arthropoda, Insecta, Hymenoptera, Braconidae. Gene Ontology annotation, molecular function: protein binding.